UAGGACGUGGCAUAACCAAGGCCUGUAGACACUCCUUUGCAUGUUUACUCCCAAAAUUCUCCAACAAAUCAGUGGACACUCCUCUGCAUGUUUCAUUUUGGCAAAUUAGAACACCAAAAGGAAAUAAAGAUGCUGGAUGUAACUGUGGAUUUGUUGAUGAUGAGGCUGUGUUUGUUUCUGGUCCUUGUUUCCAAAUUAUGCAAUGGUUAUUCAACAAAAUUGGAUUUCUAUCCUCCAUCUUGCCAACGUAUUGAAUGCCCAAAUUAUGAGUUGAUUCAAUCUGGAAAAGACUAUGAAAUUCGUCUUUACAAUUUCCCCAUUUGGAUGUCUACUGCUCCCAUUGAUGAUAUUUCCUAUGUUUCCGCCACCAACACUGGUUUCCUCAGGCUAUUUGAUUACAUUCAAGGGAAGAACAAUUACCAUGAGACAAUAGAGAUGACAGCUCCAGUUAUCACUCAGGUGAAACCAAGUGAUGGACCAUUCUGUUCUUCCUCUUUUGUUGUGAGCUUUUAUGUACCAAAGAAGAACCAGCCAAAUCCUCCUCCAGCUAAAGGUCUUCACCUCCAAAAAUGGGGCAAAACUUAUGUCGCAGUCAGACAAUUCAGUGGAUUUGUAGCUGAUGCUGAUAUUCCAAAACAAGCCGCUGCCCUGAGUGCCAGCAUUGCUGGCACUAAAUGGGCAGCAGCCAUCGACAAAAGCCAAGCUGCAGAUAAUACUACGAUGUAUACAGUGGCGGGAUACAACUCCCCAUUUGAGUUCAAGAACAGAGUUAAUGAGAUAUGGUUUACUUUUGAUUUAGAUAAAGCACUUGCCAUUUGAGAGGCUCUUGUUCAAGAAUAAAGUUUAUGAGAUAUGGUUUACUAUUUAUCAAAGGUAGUUGGUAAGUCCUAGUAAUUUUGUAUGACCAGAAUGCUACAUUAUAUAUUGCAAAUAAGAGAGAUUGUAUAAUACAAUCUUAUUCUGAGAA
Molecule: messenger RNA, 967 nt
Organism: Solanum dulcamara
Lineage: Eukaryota; Viridiplantae; Streptophyta; Magnoliopsida; Solanales; Solanaceae
Exons: 2
Coding region: 88-819 (243 amino acids)
Source: RefSeq, a predicted model, not a curated record